Molecule: messenger RNA, 240 nt
Organism: Suillus clintonianus
Lineage: Eukaryota; Fungi; Basidiomycota; Agaricomycetes; Boletales; Suillaceae
Exons: 1
Source: RefSeq, a predicted model, not a curated record
CUAGAUGACUAUAAGUCACUUAUUAUGGCGCUAUCAGAGAACAAUGUCCCACGUCUCCAGCAUAUCCUUACAGUCACACUCAAGAGAGGGUCAAGCAUCUGGCAGAUAAUCAAUACUCUUGAAGAUUCCCUUGCUGGCGCUUACCGUCCACGAGGGUAUACAGGUGAUGAUCUUGAUAUGGCCAUAUUGGUAUACAAACUUGGUGGACACAGACUCUUUAUGCAUUUAGUCACUGCUUAG